This is a messenger RNA of Jatropha curcas, 2930 nucleotides long. RefSeq names its product Adenine nucleotide alpha hydrolases-like superfamily protein (gene RSY3). Gene Ontology annotation, molecular function: ligase activity, forming carbon-nitrogen bonds; ATP binding. Gene Ontology annotation, biological process: tRNA processing. The record is from RefSeq and is a predicted model, not a curated record. NCBI's taxonomy places the organism in Eukaryota, Viridiplantae, Streptophyta, Magnoliopsida, Malpighiales, Euphorbiaceae.
CUCACCUCAUGCGGGGUGUCGUUCCUACCACCGGCGGUCGUUCAACCACAGUACCACUAUACCAGUAUUUAUGGCUCAGGUUAGACGACCGCAAUUAAAUGAUUAAAGAGAAUUUGCAGAAGUAAUCUCCAUUCCCCAGGCGUCGUCUAACUUGAUAAACGACUUGUUAACCUCCUGCGACUAUAGUCAUUCAGGUCCGAUAUCGUCAGUGGAAAUUUACUUCAACGCAUAGUAGAAGUAUGACAACUCCAAUCUUCUGCUCGUCAAAGAUUCAAGAAGAAAAUUUCCAGUGAUUCAUGGCGCGAGGGUUCACUCUCUCAUCGCAAACCAGAGCCAAUACCAUUUCUUUCAUGAAGAGGAUUCCAAUUUCGCCACCAAAAUGCUGGAGGCCACUCUUCAUUUCUCCUCGUCGCCGUUUCUAUCGUCUCCGCAUACCUCCCUUUGUAACUCCAACUCGCUUAUUUUGCUGCAAAUCUUCUCUUGUCCAAGACACAAUCGACUUAGCGAACUACAAGGAAGCUUUUUCGAGGCAGAUGGCUAUGGCUGGUCUCAAACGCCACCACCGCAUUGCUAUAGGAGUAUCUGGUGGCCCUGACAGCAUGGCGCUUUGUUUCCUAACUGCUGCAUGGAAAACCGAAGGUCCUAAUGCUGUUGGGCAGCAUGAAGGUUUUAUUGACGGUCUUUUAGCUAUAGUUGUAGAUCAUGGGCUACGUGCAGAGAGCAGAGAGGAGGCACACAUUGUUUCCCAUCGAGUUUCGGAAAUGGGAAUCAGAUGCGAGAUUGCCUGUUGUAGUUGGUCAGAUGGGAAGCCUAAACAAGGUCACUUGCAGGAAGAAGCAAGGGAUGUAAGGUACCAACAAUUACAGAAUAUUUGCUUUCAAAACCAGACUGGCGUGUUAGUAAUUGCACACCAUGCAGAUGACCAGGCUGAAUUGUUCAUUCUCAGACUCUCUCGCACUAGUGGUGUGCUAGGACUUGCUGGCAUGGCCUUUACUUCUCAAUUGUUCUCCUCAAGCACACAUUUUUAUGAUGAAGCUCCAAAGAAUGAAGGGAUACUUCUAGUGCGGCCGCUCUUGCAUUUUUCUAAGGAAGAUAUGUACAAGAUAUGUGAAAUGGGUGGCCAGGACUGGGUGGAGGAUCCAACGAACCGAAGUCUAUUAUAUGCUCGUAAUAGGAUUCGAAUGUCAUUAGGGAACUUCUCAUCAUAUACCUUCAAAUCUGAAAUGCAAGCUGUAAUUUCCGCCUGCCGACAAACGCGUGCUUUUGUUGAUAAUAUUUGUAGUAAUUUGAUAAGUCUGGCUGUGGCCAUUGAUGAUCAGCAGGGAUAUGGCAUCAUUGAUUUAGAGAUUCUCAAUCCCUCAAAAAUUGUGGACUUAUGCCUGGCAAAGUUUAUUGCCUUAGUCUUGCAGUUUAUCUCUCAACGUCAUAGACCAGUCAGAGGUAGCACUUCAAAAUUGCUGUUGGACUACAUUCGUACUUUCCCAUGCAAGGCCUCCCUUACAGCAGCUGGAUGUUACCUUUGUCCAGCUCCUGGGUCUAGGGGAACCAAAGUCCUAAUUUGCUGCUCUGUUGAUUGUCCUCGGCCUUCAAAAAUGGAAUUGACUUGCAUUUAUUCUGGUGGAAGACUGAGGCAAUCUGUCCCAAAUGAGUUGGAGCAAAUUAUAGCCGAUGGAAAAUCAUACGCAGGUCACUCUGUUCCCGAUGCAUCAGAUGUGUAUUUUUUGGACUCUACAUCUGAAUCAGUCCUAACAGAAGCCAAAAGGCUUAAUUUUAUCAGUGAGUCAACCUAUAGGAAUAUACUUAUGUUGCAGCGGGAUGAAAUCAAACAUUUCAAGGCCAAAACUGAAGAUAAUUUUAACUUCAAGCCAAAGGAUGAGGUUGAAUCUAUCACUAAAAAUGAACAUCUGGGACCUGGGCAAAUAUGCUAUUUCAUGAACAGGUUCUUGGUCAAAUGGAAACUGAGCAAGUAUAUUCCUGUUAAUGCUGUUCCUGACAAAACUUAUUGUGAUAGGGAUUUGGGAGAACAAAGUUAUCAUUAUUCUUGGUCUUGCAUAAUUGCUCAUGACAUGGUUGUUGACGUGAGGCACAUGGUUGAAUCUGAUUGGCUCUAUCUUGGUAAGUUGUCAAAGUGUGCAAGUUUGGAUGAUUUACGCCAGCAAGUAAUGUAUGCAGCCGGUGAAGUGGAGCAAUUAACGGAGAAGAGGAACCUGUACUUAGAUUAUUUAAGGUUCUCAGCUGAAAGAGCACUCACUUUGUUGAAAUCUAUUCCGGUUGCAGCCAGAAGAAGCCUCCCUGUCCUGAUCAAUCACCAAGGACUGCUAUUAAGCGUCCCAAGCAUUGGCUUCAAGAAUUGCCCUUGUUUGAUGGUAUCGUGUGUAUUCAAGCCAAGAGUACCACUUGGGGGAGGCCAUAGUUCAUUUAUGUAGUCUCUGUAAUCAGUUCAAUAGAUUUUCUUUUUCAAGAAAAAAAUGCGCAGGACAAAUUCCAAUUUCUGUUUGCUGUCGAGGGAGAGUGGAUUAAGCGAAAAUGGAAUUAAUACAAAUUUCUCCUCCAGGUAAAAGAAAAUUGGAAGAGGCGAGGAUUGCUGUUUUGCAUCUUAAUUACUAGCGGGACUUCGGAUAGCAGGGUAUAUAACGUGGAAAUAGCACGACCAACUCCAUAUUAAAGUUUGCCUUCGAACACAUGAAGUAUAGUCAAAUCUCAUGCAUGAGUUCGAAAAUUUUCAUUUAUUCACAAUUUCAGAUAGAAACGAUGUGAACCUUGACAGACUCUGGCCAUAAGUAGUGGCCUGUGGCCCUGUGCAGUCGACAUGAAAAGAACUUAAGAUAGUUUCGGAGAUGUAACAAGAUGCCCUAACAAAUAAAGGGCUUGAUUCUGUGUUCCAAUGCCUUGAGAUUUCAGGGACUAAAUUUAAUAACGCUUUACAAUUA